Molecule: messenger RNA, 5243 nt
Organism: Zootermopsis nevadensis
Lineage: Eukaryota; Metazoa; Arthropoda; Insecta; Blattodea; Termopsidae
Gene: coro
Product: protein coronin
Biological process (GO): actin filament organization
Molecular function (GO): actin filament binding
Source: RefSeq, a predicted model, not a curated record
GUUAUGAAAAACAAAAAGCUGUGUAUAUCUUGCCUGUAGUUCUUAUGUCUUUAAUCUUUUAUAAAAUUUUUGAUAUAAAAAUUUCAAGGUACAUUGCCUAAUAUGGCGUUGUGACGCUAUUUCCGUUCAAAGAUGUCAUUCAGAGUGGUUCGAAGUAGCAAGUUCAGACAUGUAUAUGGUUCUGCAUUGAAGCGUGAACAAUGUUAUGACAAUAUAAGGGUUUCAAAGUCGUCGUGGGAUUCAACAUUUUGUGCAGUGAAUCCCAAGUUCCUUGCCAUCAUUGUUGAGUCUGCAGGUGGUGGUGCAUUUAUUGUACUGCCUUUGAAUAAGGUAGGACGAAUUGCGGCAGACCACCCACUAGUAGGUGGGCACAAAGGACCUGUACUGGAUAUAGCCUGGUGUCCACAUAAUGACAAUGUUAUAGCUAGUGGGUCAGAGGAUUGUGUUGUCAAAGUGUGGCAGAUUCCUGACAGUGGCAUCAGCAGAACUUUGACUGAGCCUGUAGUAGAUCUGUUAUAUCACCAGAGACGUGUAGGCCUUGUUCUCUGGCAUCCUGCAGCACAGAAUGUGCUUCUCACAGCUGGUUCUGACAAUCAAGUGGUAGUGUGGAAUGUGGGAACAGGGGAAGUUUUAGUGCACAUUGACUCUCAUCCAGAUAUUGUGUAUAGUGCUUCAUGGAAUUGGGAUGGCUCUCAGCUUCUUACCACUUGCAAAGAUAAGAAGAUGAGGCUAAUUGAUCCACGCACAGGGACUGUUCAGGAGGAAGCAGUAUGCCAUGAGGGAUCAAAAGCAACCAGAGCAAUCUUUCUUAAAAGUGGUCUCAUCUUUACAACGGGUUUUAGCAAAAUGUCUGAAAGGCAGUAUUCCCUUCGAGCACCAGAACACCUUUCAGAGCCUAUUGUUAUGGUGGAGCUGGACACAAGCAAUGGAGUUAUGUUUCCAUUAUAUGAUCCUGACACAAAUCUUGUCUAUCUAUGUGGUAAGGGUGACAGUGUAAUUCGUUAUUUUGAAAUAACAGCAGAGCCACCUUUUGUGCACUAUAUCAACACGUUCCAAACACCAGAUCCUCAAAGGGGCAUUGGUAUGAUGCCCAAGAGGGGCUGUGAUGUCAAUAGUUGUGAAAUCACACGUUUCUACAGGCUGAACAACUCCGGUCUUUGUCAGGUUGUUACUAUGACAGUGCCAAGGAAGUCAGAGCUGUUCCAAGAAGAUUUAUAUCCUGACACAGCUGGAGACCAGCCAGCUAUCUCUGCUGAGGAUUGGGUUGCAGGGAAAGAUGCAGAACCAAUUCUCAUAUCUUUACGUGAAGGUUAUGUCCCAUCCACACAAAAGUUUGAUUUGAAAGUGAGUCGGCGCUCCAACGUACUUGACAAGAUGCCUCCCAAGGGAUCACGGGGAAGUUCAGGGAGCACAGGAAUAUCAGCAGGAUUUACAGGUGGAGCUGCUACAGUACAGUUGCCUGAUAAAUUCCUGGAGGAGUUCCAUGAAGAAAUCAGGAAACUUAAGGCUGUGAUAGUGAAACAUGAAACACGAAUCAAAGCCCUUGAGGCUCGCUUGACUGCAGCACCUGCCCCAGGGAAUCCUGGUGGGGAGGAAGAAGGACGAGUGGGAGAUGGUCUUGGAGUGGGCCAACCACCCCGGGGAACAUCAGAAUCCCUCAACAAUACCCACACCUCUCCACCUAUGGCCCUGUCCCAAGAAUUAGCACCUGACGAAGUUUAAUGUCAACCGUCCUUCAACACAAGUGAGGAAUUGGGUACCUUUAUUGAUUCUGACCUGUUAUGGCAACAUGUGGUAAGAAUCCUGAUAUCUGAAUGUCUAAGAACUUGUCAGUUUGUAGUUAAUUUGUUAUAGGGCAUUCAAAUGUCAGUUUUUUGUGCUACCUGAUUUCCUGGUACUUUACAGCAUGGCUGUGCCAAGAAGGGCAUUUCCUCCAUGUAAUUUUACAUUUGAGGGAACUGUCCCAUACUUCUCAGACUUAACUUGGAGGUGCUAUACAUGCAUCUUUCUUUUGCUCACUUCCGUGUUGCAAAACUCGGAAAUUAUUUAGUGCUGCUGACAUGAUAUAGUGUUCAAAUCAACUGUGACUAAGGGCUUCCUAGUAUGACUAUUACUGUGAUGUUAAAAUACUUAUGGCAUACCUCACAGAAACUUUUCUAUCCAUGCCUUUGUAAUUUACAAAGUAUAUGAGAUGAUGGCACUGCAUUAAAAUUUCCAUUUAUAAAAGAUGUCAAUUCUUAUUCAUGGAAUGUAAAGAUUAAAUCACUUGUAAGCAAGAAUGUGAAAUUCAUUAUAGUCAUUUGUUUCUUAGUAUAUACAGCUACAUUUUGUAUAUUUAAUUUUUAUACAAACCUUAUCUUGUGGCAUUUUGGCAGAAGCCAUUUUUAGGUGUUUUGUAGAAUACUUGUGUUUUGUGGUUCUUAAAAGGUGCCUUAUUUUCAGCAAUUCUUUUUUAUUUUGCUCUGGCCAGUAAUUCUUGUCACAACAGGUGCUGAUGGUUACAGUAUUAUCUCAUCACAUUAUUAUAGCUUAGUUUACAAGACAGUGCACAUUUAAAUAUAAGUUAAUACAUAUUUUAAUAAUUAAAGCUACACAGUAUAUGCUCCUGGUGGAUAAAAGCAAGUGGUUUAAGAUGCUGUCAUCAUUUCUUGUUCAAAAUAUAAACAUAAGGGGCUCUAAAUUCAUCAUGGUUGAUAUGACCAAUUCAGUAGCAGCAUAAGUCAUAUGCUAUAUUACUUCAACAUAUUUCUUCCCGAGUUUUCAAGAAAAAACUUUAUUACAGUAUUUGAGAGACCAGCCUUCCAAACUGCAGGAAUGAAAUGGAUAAUACAUGUAGCAAGGUCUAACUCCUCCAAUUGUUAAGUACCAUAUAGGCUCCAGAAAGCAUGGUUUAUGUCAUUUGAAUCACUGAACAUAGUUACUCCUUGGCAGCACAAAGUAUCAAAUUGUGCAAGCCAACAUUUUAAGGGAAUAUUCUAAAUUGGACUGUUUGUCAUCCUAUCUUGUUUUAUAAAAAGAAUCAGUCGCAAUACUGAUCAAGACAUAUUCAUAAAAUUUGAAGAAAUCACAUUCAUUGGGAAAAACCUCAAUAAUGACAUCCAUUUCUCAUGCUUUCAAGGGCUGCAUCAGAAAAUCAUUUUCACUAAUAUUUCAUUAUUGUGAAUAACCAAUUGCUAAUGAUAUUUUUAUACACGAGAUGCCUUCACUGAUAUAAUGUAUUAUAACCUGUUGGAAAGAUGCUAUAUUGUAUGGAUUCCUUUCAAAGGAAUGAUCAUAUUCAUUGUGGCUGCAUCAGCACUGUUAUCAUGUACAUAUUAAAGUGAUGCUGUUUUAUUACUGUUAUUUAGUGAGCCAUUUAAAUAUGAGGAAAUUUAAUUGAACUUAACAAGGCAAGAAUUUAUGUUACGUAUGUUGUGUCAAAGACAUGUAAAGUUUUGACCCUUUUUGUGAUGUUAUUUAAUCAAGAUCUCGUUUUUAAUACAUCAAGUUAACUGAUAGCUUGAUUUUCUGUGCGCAUUUUAUUAUAAUGAACUAUUAUUUUCUGAAAUAAUGACUAGUAUAGCCGAUGAAUUUAACUAGGGUUUGUAUCAACCACCACGCAUAACAGGGAAGCAUUGAAGCUAUACCUAGAGUGGCAUUAUAAAAUAUAACGGUGUCAGUCCAUUACUGAACUAAACAUAAUUUUUAGCAGUAGUAAACAAAGAUCCUUUUGUAAUGUGUGAGUUCUUCAAAAGUAUUUGACUUUCAUUUGGAAGUAAAAGAUUUUAGGCCCUCAUGGCAUUUCAGUGAUAAUCAGGAUCAUAUUUCUGAGUGAUUACACUAUAUAGACUUUGCCUGUAUUGCCAGUGUUUCAAAGAUUCUUACUGUCGCCUUCUCCAGUACUCGGUAGCUCUGCUGAUACAGUACAGGUGUACAGACAAGUGGAAACUGCUGUAUUUGAUUCAUCCAGUGAUAGCCAGUAGAAAGUGAGACAAAAAAUAGACCUUUAAAGGGUUGAUCUCAUUCAAAGAGAGAUGAGUGAGUAGCAUGUGCAUAAGUACUGGCAAGGAUUAUAGGGUAAUCACUCCAUGUUGAAGGUGGAGACAGUAAGCAUCACCAAAACAUCGUAACAAUACAACCUACUUCUACAUGGUACCAUCACUCAGAAAUAGGAUCCUCACAAUAUCAUUUUUUUUCUUACAGAUUUGUGUUACAAAAUGUAGCACUAAAGCAUAUAUAAUAAGAAAUUACUGCAAAUUUAAAAUAAUGGCUCUAAGUAUAUCACAUAUACCAUCACAAUUUUAUAGUCUAGAUUAACUUAUGUAAAAUAUAUGAUGCUAUUUAGAAAGCAUUAUUUUAGGUUUGGAAGGCAUAGUCAUCAUAUGGUUCUCUCUAACCCAUUUAGACAAGGCAUCAUCUGUAAGACUGUAAACAGCAAAGUGUGAAAAGCUAGUCGCUUAGUUAAGCACAUUGAUGCAAAGUCAGACUAUUCCUGUCAGGUACUUUGUGCUGCAUUAUGAUUGUAAUUAUAUUGUUCAGUUAACUAGUAAUUAGUGAUGUUUCCACUAAUGCUUUAUAACAAAAUGUGCUUGAAAAUCAACCAAUCUUAGGUCUGUGAUGAUCAAUCUUAUUGUUGUGUGAAUAAAAUAGUUUGGUUAAACGCACAAGAGAUUGAGGUUUUGUUUAUACACACUCAACUGUCUUGUAUAAAAUGUAAAGAAUAAUUUUUAUCAUAUUUUCUAUAUAUAAUUCUAGUUGCAAUGCUGCCUAUACCAAAACAAUCUGGUCAACUCUUAUGGAGUCCAUGACAUACAUUGUUUCUUUAAAAUCUUGAGACACAGUGAGAAAUGUUCAAUACAAGUCUGUACAGAUCUUGUGAAGCUUGUAAUUUAAUUUAUAAAUAUAUUAUCUGUUCUCUUUUAAUAUUUUGAUGAAAAUAAGUAAAUGUUAAAAAUACUAACUUUUUAUAACCUUUUUUGCCAUCUGUUUAUAUUGAUAUUUUAUGAACAUAAACUGGGAAACUCAUAGGAGAAAAUGAAACAUAUAUUGAAAAUGAAGCUUGCUUAACUUUAUUGUUGUCCAACUUCGCAAUUAGGUCCCUAUUUCAUGCUUUUUCUAAAAUUGUGCAAGUACAAAAUGUCAAUACUUAUAAUUUGUUUUAAUUAAAGGUGCCUUGAUUUAGGAUAAACUCAUUGGAUAUAAUGUUAUAUAUAACUGACAUUUAAAUUCAGUUUUGGAUAUAAAUAAAAUAUACUUGAGUAAUC